Messenger RNA from Trichoderma reesei QM6a, 1983 nucleotides. RefSeq lists its product as uncharacterized. Gene Ontology annotation, molecular function: protein binding; ubiquitin ligase activator activity; anaphase-promoting complex binding. The annotation marks the transcript as partial. Gene Ontology annotation, cellular component: anaphase-promoting complex. The transcript has 5 exons. NCBI's taxonomy places the organism in Eukaryota, Fungi, Ascomycota, Sordariomycetes, Hypocreales, Hypocreaceae. The record is from RefSeq and is a predicted model, not a curated record. Gene Ontology annotation, biological process: positive regulation of ubiquitin protein ligase activity; positive regulation of anaphase-promoting complex-dependent catabolic process; anaphase-promoting complex-dependent catabolic process.
CGCAGCCCAGAUAGAUUUGUCCCUCAACGGGAUAGUGACAAGUCGAGCAAGCAGGUGUACCAGACCACGAAGUCCCUCCAGGAUCUCUCGCCGGCUGAGAAAUUAUUGAGAAGGAAGGGAGCUUCUUCGAGUCAAUACUCGAGACCUCAGCGUCCUCCAGUACCAGCGUCGGACAAUGCCCGCAUGGCACUGGUUGGCCAUCCUCGCAGCCAAGUGAGGAGUCUGGUACCAUCAAAUAACUCGGCAGCCAGACAACCCAGCCAGGGAAACAUAUGGAUGGUGGGCGGCGUGGCCCCCGGAACACCCGAGGUGGACCGCAGCCAACGUCGCCCGCCUCGAGGCGUGACACCGGCUCGCCUCUUUACCAUGUCUGUGGGUACGAUGAAACCCAGCCGCCGCGAUGACUUGCAAUCCUACCACGGCCGUGUUGCCUCCGCCCUCAGCAUUGACCGUAUCCGCCGCGUACUAGAGUUUACAUGCAUCAAAUCUGAAACCCCUGAUUCUCCUAUACGGGCGAUGCCAUUGCUGGCAGACCUGGAGCAUGGCUCAUGGGCUCAGGGUGUUGAUGACGACGAUCUGCGUGGAAACCCCGGUAUGAAGCCAAUGACACGAUGCCCCAAGUACGAGAAGCAGCAGCGAUCUCUCCCUACAGCCCCCUUCAGAGUUCUCGAUGCUCCAGAUCUGCGUGAUGAUUUCUACUGCUCUGUUCUAGCAUACUCGCCCAGUUGUCAGAAGCUUGCAGUUGGCCUAGGAAAUGUCCUGUAUAUCUGGUCGGAAGGGUCAGGGCCUCGGGCCAUGCAUGGAUCUGCCGCGUCUCAUGUAUGGCUCACGUCGGUUGCUUUCUCGUCAGCCCAAGGAGGAAAAUGCAUCCUGGCCAUAGGACGUUCAGACGGAACCUUGGUGCUCAAGUCUACUUAUGACGCCCUUCCGCGCUUUCAGGUGCAACAGCCCUUUCCGGUGUCUUGCGUGAGUUGGCGCCCGGUUACGACGUUGAGGCCCUCCAGGAACCCAUUUAACCCUGGCAUCGCCGUGCAAACUGAGGACUUAAUUAUUGGCGACGAUACCGGUGUGGUGUACUACUAUGCAGUAGAGUGGCCCAUGGGCUGGGAGGUCACACGAGACACCUGGCCAGGAACCAUAUAUCUCAUCGCCAAAGUUUCACUACACACUCAGCAGGUAUGCGGCUUAUCUUGGUCGCCCAACGGGAAACUCUUCGCGACCGGGGGAAACGAUAACUUGUGCUGUCUCUUUGACGCAGACAGCGUGCUUGCCGAGAAGCAAGAGCCCGUGCAGCAUAAACCACACUGGCCGGGAUGGCAUCUGGCCACUGGAAGCACACAGGGCGGCUUGUCGGGCGAAACGCGAGGCUCGGAGGCUGCAACCAGCGUCCAACCUCCACGACCAUCAUCCAUGGCGAUUCGGAGAUUGGGUCCUGGGGCUGAGAAGCAUCGCUGGAUACACAAGGCCGCAGUCAAGGCCAUUGCCUUUUGCCCGUGGCGUGAAGGACUGGUUGCAACGGGGGGCGGUUCAAACGACAAGUGCAUCCACUUCUACCAUACAACUUCAGGCGCGGCUUUGGCCACAAUAGCGGUUUCAGCUCAGGUGACGGCUCUCAUCUGGUCAUCAACGAGACGUGAGAUUGCUGCUACCUUUGGAUACACAGAACCGGAGCAUCCUUACCGGAUCGCUAUAUUUAGCUGGCCCGAGUGCAAGCAAGUAGCGGCGAUCCCUUGGGAAGGAGAGCUUCGAGCGCUGUAUGCCAUCCCUUUCCCCCGAGGCCCGGCAAAGACAAAGACAACGGGCCACGAUCUCAAGAGCCGCGAGGGUUGCAUUGUUGUGGCGUCAAGUGACAGAAGCGUCAAGUUCCACGAGAUUUGGUGCAACGAAGGCAAGAUCCUGGGAGGGGGCAGGGGAUUGUUGGGGGGUAGUGGUAUUCUCGACAGCCUUGAGGGAAUCGACAACGAGGGGGAUGUGAUUCGCUGA